Molecule: messenger RNA, 570 nt
Organism: Sphaeroforma arctica JP610
Lineage: Eukaryota; Ichthyosporea; Ichthyophonida
Exons: 5
Coding region: 1-570 (189 amino acids)
Source: RefSeq, a predicted model, not a curated record
AUGGCCCGCGGACCGGCUAUAAAAGCCAAAAUUUCCCCUCCGCGACUCGGUGGUAAAGACAAAGUUGGCCUGUAUUCGACACGGACCCCCCAUCGACCGAAUAACAUUGGGCUGUCCCUGGUGCGGUUAGAGAAAGUGGAAGGCCGCAAUGUGUACUUCUUGGGUGCAGAUUUGAUCGAUAUGACGCCCAUUCUGGAUUUGAAACCAUAUAUACCUUACGCUGAUAUUGCAGAUGGCGAUGUCAAAUUCCCCGACUGGAUCAUGAAUCCACCGGCCGCACCUUUCGCAACUGUAACCGUAUCAGACGAGGCCACAGCCCGAUUGGAGGACUACGUGCUAAAGCGGUUAAAGCUAUACAAAGGUGAUAGCUGCGCAACCGUUCUCCAGCUCAUUAAGGAUGUUCUAAUCCAUGACAUACGGUCAGGGCACCAGAAGGGUGCAGCGAAGGAUACGACAUAUGAACUGUACUUGGACAACAUGAAAAUCGAAUGGGUGGCACACGGAGACGUUGCCAGCGUCGAGUCUAUUCACAUCGCAUCGACCAAUGAUAUUGAAAAGAACCCUAAGUAA